GCGAGCCAUGUGGUGAGCGGAAAAGGAUUCCAUCUGGAUGCCGUGAGGAUUUAUAUACCAAGCAAUUGCUCUCUGCCAAACGGAAGAACGAACGAGCCAAGGAGAAGGUAUUGACCUCAUCAUCCUCGUCCAAUGAACUCGACGGGAAUUGGAUCGGAGUUGUAAGAAGACCGUGGAGGCAGGCAGAGUCAAUAGAGACAUGUGGCAGAUCGACUCCACAGUGAAACAAUACGGACCAGCGAUCGUAAGGAAUCUGCAAGGGUUUACGAUCUCGAUAGAGUGUGAAACAGAUUGCACGACGCUCCGCGUUUGUGGGUUACACGAUUCUUGUAACUACUAUGAAGAUUUAUACUUGUCGAGCUCGGUUUCUCAUUUCGAGUUUUGGAAGCUGAUAACUGGCAGUUGCAACUGUUCUUGAGCUUAUGUCCCAUGACCCAUUGAACGCGCACAGUGUCCAUGGGAUCAAAUCGGUGUUCCGGGGACAGCUAUGUCAGAAACUGUGCCAGUCAUAAAAAGCUCGUGGUAUUAUAUACUUUAUAGUAAAGUACUAUUGUGAACGCUUCUGUUGCCGGAGCUCAUUUCGUCUUCUUCCAGUCCGUCCUUCAUUUGCUCGACAUGUUCAGCACUACUGCUGGACCAUCACUGUUCGAGGCACUCUGCAUGUGCAGCAGGAAUCCAGAUGGGAAUCCAGGAGCAUAAACUGUCGUUUCCGUGUGCGAUGAAUGGGCGACUCACGCCUCUGGUUCCAGCCCUUAUAUAUUGAUUCGGUCGAUGACGGAUAGGGAAUUUCAGCAACUCUCUCGCCCAUUUCAUUCAUGUGACAGGCUUUCGGAGUCAAGUGUCAUUCCAGUGCUGGAGUGAGGGGAUAGUCACUGGUCAGCCGGUCCCAUGUACUUUCAUCUAGCUUGUGGUCUGGGGUCCAUCCUUUUUUUAGGAAUAGGCAUGUGGUUGCUCUUUGAAAUCCUCAGCGAUUGGUUCACAAAUCCAAGCUCAGCUCCCCAACAUGGCCAUGGAUUUGUUCAUCUGCAGCAUACACCCUCGAUUUCUAGCUGUGCGUACAUUCCGUUGGCUGGAACUUCUCUGCAUCCACAGCGUCAUCAUCAAGGCCACACCACAUUGUCCGUAGAGUAAAAUCGUCGAUCACUGACAGAAUCCUUGGCCACAAUUGACCAUCGGUGGUGGAUCGAUCGGAUCUCGAGAUGGCGAGCGUGCCGAAAGUCCAGAUGAAUCUGUGGAUGCUACUAGGCAGUUUACAGGAGCAGCAAGGAUCCACCGAGUCGCGCAGCAGCAAUUCCAGAUCGAUGAAUAGCUCGUUGUGGAGCCGUCUUCCGAAAGAAGUGCUCGAGAAGGUGCUGAUGCAGCUGCCUCCUGUGACCCAGUUCCGACUUCGUGCCGUGUCCAAGGAAUGGCGCGCUCGGCUCUCGAGCGUGGAGUUCCUUCGGCUCAGCGCUUCGUCCAGUGCUCCGAGCUCAGCACCUCCGAUGUUAUGCGGACUGGACCACCGCAUCCUGCUGGGAAAUGAGACCAGCGACACCCUCGCAGACAUAAACGUCGAGGACGCAGCCAGAUGUACGAUCUGGAAGAAUCACGAGCUGGACUUAUCGUUCCUGCCCGCAGAGCUCUACGACAGCCCCUGGGAUCUGGAUCACUACUUGUGCGCCGAUGGCCUGUGGUACUACAAUUACAGGAAGUCGAACGAGGUCGGCACGUGCGUGCUGAACCCCAUGACGAGAACUUGGCGCAUUCUGCCCAAACUCCUGCUGGAGAAUCUGUGGAUCGCGGCCGAAGAUACUCACCUUAAACUCGAAGUCGUCAACAAGUGCAACGAGAAUUUGCAGCUCGAAUUCACCGUCCGCUAUGCAUUCUACGACACCGGCACGGGCAGACUGCUGGUCUUCGUGUACUCGUCGCUCUCGGAUGACUGGAAGUGCAUCCCCAUGGUCGACACGAUUCCCACGUCCAAAGCCACCAUCUGGGUGGCCUUGUACUUCUGCUGCGGCAUGCUGUACCUGUUCCACGAUCGGGGCCAGUUCGUGACGACGCACAGUCUCGAGGACGGCAAGCUUCUGAGGACCGGCAGCCUGGAAUUCCCCUGGCCCUCGAUCGUGUCCCCGGACAAGUGGGGGACCGAUGCGUUGGAGCUCGAGCUGAGCGUGUUGGAGCUCGACGAUCGAGAAAUCUUCGGCGUGACCUCGUUCCAUGAAGAAGUGCAGACCCAGAUCUGGAAGCUCGAUCACAGCACGCUGGCGUGGGAGCGGUUCUCGACCAUGCCCAAAGGGCUGCACGAGUCCUUGGUCGAGUCUGCGGGCAAGGUGAACGGCAGGUUCCCCGACCUGUCUCAGCUCAACGACGCAGUCGGCGAAUUCAUCACCCUCAGAUUUUGUUUUGAGUACCCGGAGAGCAGCAGCACGAAUUGCGUCUGUCACACCAACAACUGUAACAACAAUCACGACGAGAACUCCGAAGCCAGGACGUCGUCCACGACGGCCUCGCAUCCGAUCGACUGCGCGCUGUUCUCGGAUCUUCGACACUCGUGCCAUCGAAUCGCCUGUCAUGUUCCGACGGGCCGUUGGCAUGUUGUAUACGAGAACGUAGGUCAAUGCGAGGCUUUCUUAGAUGACACCUUCUUACCCUUUGUGCCCAGAUUAGACUUGUUCCUCUGAAACUCAUUUCUUCAGCAGUGUGUUCAUAGUAAAUUAUACGGAGGCUGUGACUGACAUCCACACGAUGCUUUGAAAACCAUACGAGCCGUGACAAGCGGAAAUCACAAGCUCUGUCCGAGGUCUGUGCCAGAGAACUGAACUGAUGCCAGUCAACACUCCUGCAGCAUUUUCGGUACGAAAUUGUAACAGGCUUACAGCAAACUUCACUUGUAGGUUGUGGAUGGAUCGACCAUAACUUCAAGCACGACGGUAGUUGACAUGAAGUUGCGACUGCCUAACACAUGUUUCAAUUCUGGCAUUUGAACUCUAUCAGUGCGGCGUUUGCUUCCACACGAAUGAAGCACGACUAUUGCAAAUGUCUUCAAUGGUGCAAGCAAUUGUUGUAUAUUAUGUUUAAUGCCCGUGGGUUUUGUAAAUCUCGAAGGAAGGACUGGGAAAACAACCACACACGAUGUACAGUAAGACCUCCUUGUUGUCACGUAGUUGGUGACACAAGUCAUAUGAUCACAUACAAGGUCAAGCAACAAACAUAUGGAAAUCUUCGAUGAUCUCUAAUAUCGAUAAUUCCCCCAACAUAAAAUAUAUUUCCAAUUCGCGUCACUCAAUUCUAAUUUGUUACAUGUGUAAUACUGAAACAUAGGAGCAUUGUGAGAUCCGAGUUGAUUAUUCUACGGAGAGUCCACUGUAUCUUUUUCAUGAUAAGACAACUAAGUUAGCAAGGGUAAGCAAUGCCCAUGAGAGCCCAAGUAAGUAGGCUGAAAAAUGCCAUAAAAC
This is a messenger RNA of Marchantia polymorpha subsp. ruderalis, 3437 nucleotides long. NCBI's taxonomy places the organism in Eukaryota, Viridiplantae, Streptophyta, Marchantiopsida, Marchantiales, Marchantiaceae. The record is from the annotation of a GenBank genome assembly.